This is a messenger RNA of Histoplasma mississippiense, 723 nucleotides long. RefSeq lists its product as hypothetical. Bases 1 to 723 code for a protein of 240 amino acids. Gene Ontology annotation, biological process: 7-methylguanosine RNA capping; 7-methylguanosine cap hypermethylation. NCBI's taxonomy places the organism in Eukaryota, Fungi, Ascomycota, Eurotiomycetes, Onygenales, Ajellomycetaceae. The transcript is spliced from 4 exons. Gene Ontology annotation, molecular function: RNA cap trimethylguanosine synthase activity. The record is from RefSeq and is a predicted model, not a curated record. Gene Ontology annotation, cellular component: nucleus.
AUGGCGGGUGUGGACGAUGAACCACCUGCAGGAGUCCAUCAUUAUUACACCAGAGAAGAAGUUCCUUCCGACAUCCUGAACUACUGGGCUCAGCGCUACAAGAUAUUUUCUAAAUAUGACGACGGUGUCUGGUUGACUGACGAUGCCUGGUUUGGCGUCACACCUGAGCCAAUCGCCAAGAAAAUAGCACAGCACAUGGCAAACGCUGCUCCAAAGGACAGAACCAUACUAGUUGACGCUUUCGCUGGUGUUGGUGGUAACACGAUCGCCUUCGCACAGUCCGACAGAUGGAAGAGAAUAUAUGCCAUUGAGAAAGACCCUACUGUUCUCCAGUGUGCGAAACAUAAUGCCAAAUUGUAUGGCGUGGAGGAUAAAAUUACAUGGUUCGAGGGUGAUUGUAUGCAAAUCAUCAAACAUCAAUUGAGUUUAUUGGCAUCGUACAGCGUCGUUUUUGCCAGCCCGCCUUGGGGAGGCCCAGGAUAUCGUGCUGAUGAUGUGUUUGACCUAUCGACUAUGCAACCAUACUCGCUUGGUACUCUUUAUGCCGAGUUUUCGGCAUUCACUGAACACAUGGCGCUGUUCCUACCCCGAACAUCUGACCUGAAACAGCUGGCUACAAUAGUUGACAACAGGAAGAAGGCGUUAGUCAUGCACUAUUGUAUGGAUGGGGCAAGCAAGGCGCUAUGUAUUUACACUGGAGGCUUUAAUGAGAAAUGGAAAUGA